Messenger RNA from Musca vetustissima, 6082 nucleotides. RefSeq names its product disks large homolog 5 (gene Dlg5). NCBI's taxonomy places the organism in Eukaryota, Metazoa, Arthropoda, Insecta, Diptera, Muscidae. The transcript is spliced from 8 exons. Gene Ontology annotation, molecular function: protein binding. The coding region runs from base 8 to 6076 and encodes 2022 amino acids. The record is from RefSeq and is a predicted model, not a curated record.
UGAUGUGAUGGCUAAAAUGGCUUCAGGGGAUCUUUCUUUAACAAGUACGAGUAGUCAAGAAGAAGAAGGUCCUGAAUAUGUUGAUUAUGACCGGACAUUACGUCCUCCAUCGAAUUCGAGUGGCAGUACAACAGCUGGCAACAUGAAUAACAAUAAUUCAAAUAAUAAUGGCUCUGGUGGUGGCAGCGGCAUUGGCGGUGGUGGCGUCAGUGGGAGUUCUUCAGGAUCUGGUAAUCCAAAGAAAUUCGAUACUAUCAAAAUUCAAUAUGAUUCAGCGUUAAUGGAAUUAAAAACAUUGCGACAUCAACAUGCCGACACCGUGCGCCGGUGUGAUAAUUUAGAAAAUCAAUUGGCAUUCUAUCAGGAACAAUAUAAUGCAGCUAUGAAUCAAAUUAAAAGUUCCGAACGUAAUAAAUUGGGUGAUGUUGUGGCGGAAAAUGCAAGGCUCAAACAACAAAAUUCAAUGCUCGAGCGGAAAUUAAUGCGUCUCGAGAAUGAGAGUCAGAGUCAAAGUUCGGCCGAAAGAAAUGCCAACUCCUAUUACUGUGAUUAUAAUGAGCGAGGAGGUGUUGGUGGUGGCGGCGGCGGUGUUUCGAGUGGUGGCAAUGGUGGUGCGGUUGUUGUUAAAUGUGAUGGCAAUUGUCCGGAAACGGAAAAACUUAGCGAAGAACUCAUAUUGGCUAAGGAGCGUAACAACGAUUUAAUGAAGGAAAAGGAGAAAUAUAAGAAAAGUUUCAAUGCCGUAUUAAUGGACUUGGAAAAGGAGCGAAAAUUCUAUAGAGACUCAAGGGAUCAAUUCAACAUGCAAAGGGAACAAUUCCAAUUGCAAAGGGAAAUUAUGGAAAAAGAAAAUCAAAAAUUACAAAGUCUAUUGGCAAGCGAAACGGAUAAAAAUCUGUUGAUAUCAAUGCAAAAGAGUCGCAUUGAAGAAGAACUAAAUCAACUGCUGUCCGAAAAGGACAACGUGUUGCAAGAACAUCAAAAAAUGUCCGAUGAUUUGGCAGCAGCAAAUAAGGAAAUAGAACAAUAUAAAAAGGAUGAAAUCAUGUAUAAAAACGAACUGAAGUUGUUGCAACAGAAAAGGGAUCUGCUCAAGUCUCGCGAAAGCACCUGGUCCAAAGAGUUCUCUGACAGUAAGGAUGACUUUAAGGAAAUAGAAAAAUUACGAAAAAGUCUUGAAAAAGCCCAUGCCGAGGUGGAACGUGCUGCCCAGGACACAGAGGAGGCGAAACGUGUUCGAGACUGGGCCAUAUCUCAGCGUGAGAAAAUUGUACAGGAACGUGACUCGGUAAAGACAUUAUGUGAUAACUUGCGCAAAGAAAGAGAUAAGGCAAUUUCCGAUUUACUCUCCGCCAUCCGGGACAGUGAAAAAAUCAAAAAACAAAAGGAUGAAGCUCAACGAAAAAUCGAUGUGCUCAAAGAACAAUUAGAGCAAAAUCAAAAUAAUGAUUCGGCAUCUAGGCGUAGUUUUCGUAUGAGCACCUAUGAGGCAGAGGAUAUUUUGGAGAUUGAUUUAACAAAUUAUCAUGCCGAUUGUGAUAUAGGUUUGAUUUUGGAUGACAGCAAUCAAAGGCAGUUGGUGUGCGGUGUUACCAAUGUCUCACCGGCAUUUGGGAAGCUGAAGAUAAACGAUGUUAUAGUUAAGGUGAAUAAUAUUGAUUGUCAAAAUUUAACCAAACGUAUGCUGAUCGAUGAAAUCAGAGCUUCAGCGCCUAGAUGUACUUUGCUAGUGUCGAGGACACGGCAGAGUAAAAGGCAUUUCUACACCGUACAUUUGAAUUUGCAACAAAAUCCCAACCAUGGUCUUCACCUGGAUACGGGAGUUUUCAUUUCGAAAAUCGAACCAAAUUCUGUGGCUGCUUUCGAGCCGGAACUGGAGGCCGGUGAUCGCAUCCUUUCCAUUAACAAUAAAUCCAUGGAGGGUAUACAAUCGCUGGAGGAUGUCAUGGCAAUUUUAAAUGAUGAACGCAACGAAUCCAUUGCCAUAUUUGCUUUGAAAAAUGUUCAAGAUUCAGGUGGCGGUUCAGAUUCACAACGACGUAUGACCACUUCGGCAGCACAAACCGAUUCUAUUGACUCCAUGCAUCGUGUAACGGGCACAAAACAUCCAUCAAAAAUUGCCGAAAUGCUGAGUAAGUUUAAAGAGAAGAUACACAUAUCGAAACCGGGUUCGGAUGGUGGUGACCACUUUGCCCAAGAGCAUGACGCCUUGGCUGCCUUAGAUUCAGUAUUAAGUGAGAAUUCUUCGGAGAAGAGUAAAGAAAAUCUCUUCAAGCGUAACAAAUCGAAAAAGAAAGAAAAGGAGGCGGCAGCGAAAAGUAUGGGCACCUGGCCACGUACCAAUAUACUACAAGCAUCACAAGAAAAUCCGACGGGAACUAUUGUACAUCGUGAAAAGAAACGGGCACCGCUGUCGUUGUUCACAGCGGGUCCCAUUAAUGUGGAUAAAGAUGAUGAGCGAGCUGAUUCUGAUGAAGCUCCACCACCAUUGCCGCCCAUGCACAAUAAGCCUCAGGCUCAUAUACGCAACGGUGUUGGAUCGAAUGUCAAACACAAUCCAAAUCGUAAUUCCAAUCCCAUACCCAGUUCUGUACUUUUUCAAAGUCCAAAUGGUUCAGGUGUUGGUGGCAAUGGCGGUGGCAAUGGGGGCAACUAUGCAGUCAAUAACUAUAUGAGACAUUCGGUGUAUGCAACGCCCACGAGUAUGGAAUCGGAACCAUUGGUUAUGGAACAAUCGAAACCAUUGCAAAGGCCAAAUCCCAUUAUGGGUAGCGCUGUAGUGCCUAAUAUGAGACCGAAGCAGACCGAUAAAUAUGGAAAUCCUCGCUUACAAAAUCACAACUAUCAAAAUCGUUAUUCGUUGAAUAUAACGCCGACAGAGCUGUAUAAGACCACGGGGCAACAGGCCCAGCAACAGGUCAUCAAUAAUGGUGGACAACAGUUGUCGCAACAUCAACAAAUGUCCAUGAGCGGUGGUGGUGGCGAUUUAAUAUCACGCAAACAACAUCUGUUUGAUAUGUUCCACAACAAUUCCACGUCGUCGAACAAUAAACAAAUGCCAAUGCCACACCAUCCGGCCCAUUUUGUUCCACUACAACCACCCCAACCGCCGCCACAUUCAAACAAUUUCAUUCGCUCAAAUUCAUCCAAUCAGCAGCAACAGCAACAAAACUCUUUGGAUAUGAUUUCAUUAAAAUCUCAAAAUUCCAUAGAUUCGAUAUUGUCGACCAAAAGUCCGCCAAUAAGUGAAUAUGCAGUACUUGCCAACUACCCUAAACGAGGUAUACCAAUGCCACAAUCCGCACCGGGCUCUGCCACGAAAAAUGUUUCCAAAUAUCCAAGUGAUAGCGAGAGUAUAGCUUCCGGAAUCGCCGGUGUUGGUGGGGGUGGAGCCGGUCUUUUUCUCUCCUCCAACAAUAAUGGACUUCACUCAAGACAUUUGCCUCUGUUUCCCUCCUUUACACAAUCCACACAUUCACCUAUGAGACCAAUACGCCACUCUAGUCCCUUAACAUUACCCUCACCACCGCCACUAUUGCAAGGUGGCAGCAGUGGUACAGGCGUUGGAGGUGGUGGUUCCAAUGCCCAUCAUUUGGUGGACUCAUCAAUUGGUAUACCCACAUCUUCGGUGGAUAAAUUCGAAAUGGAUUAUAUGCAGCAACAGCAGCAACAACAACAGCACAAUCAACAUCAAAAUCAUCCUCAUUACCUAAAUGACUAUCACCCGCCCAGUAUACCCUCACAUGCCGCCGGCUAUCAUCCCUCACCAGUGAGCGGCAAUAUGCCCACAUCGUCUUCAUCGGGCAUGGGUCAAGGUGGUGUAAUCUAUGAAGGUGGUACAUUUCCACGUAAAAAAGAUCACCAACGUCUGCGUAUACCCUCGAAUCCAAGUGUAGCUAGUAAAAAUAGUGGUGUGAAGAAUAGUUCUGGAUCCAUAGAUCAUCACUAUAGUACAUCGGGUCAAACGACGGGAUCGUCGCUGAUGACCAGCUCCUCAAUGUCACCAUAUGGGGGUGGAGGUGGCGGUGGAGCCAUGGUUAGUUCACAUCAUCAGCAUCAUCAUACGGCCCUAACAAAUGUCGCGGCCAAUGGCGGCAACAGUGGUCGCGGUUCACCCAUGCCUCAGGUUCACGUUGAGGUGCUAUCACAUGGCGGCAGCAAACGCAAUUCCAAUGUGCCGUCGGAUUUUUUAUGCCCUGGAGAUCUUAGAAGAGUCACGAUUGAUAAGAGCGACAAGUCGCUCGGUAUUACAAUUCAAUGUAAUAACAAUGGAGGCGGUAUUUUUGUAUCAACUGUAGCCGACAAAAGUAUUGCCACUCGUGCUGGUCUUCAGGUGGGCGAUCAACUCUUAGAAGUCUGCGGCUUAAAUAUGCGCUCGGCUACAAAUGAUAUAGCAGCUAAUGUAUUGCGUCAAUGUGGUAAUUCCAUAACGAUGUUGGUGCAAUAUAAUCCAGAAAAAUUUCACUCAGCUGAAUAUGAAGGCACUCACAAUUUAGAACCUGAAUCUCCGGUAAAUCAUUCGGGCUCGCCAACACCACGUAAUUCACCACGUCCCCCAUUGCGACCAAUGUUGGCCUCACUGCCACCCAUGCCCAUUGUAUCGAACCAACAGCCAACAAAUGUUAUGACACAAAGUGCAAUAAUGCCACAAUCUACAUCGCUGAUAUCACAAAAAUCCAUUAAGGAUCAAAGUUUUGCCGAUAGUUUGGAAAAUCAAUCGGACAUCAGUUCAAGUCAAGAUUUGCCAUCGUCAAAUGCAACGACCACAACAACGGCAUCAACAACAUCAACACUGCCAUAUGAAGAGGAGCCCCGUUAUGUUACCCUACACAUGGAUAAGUCGAAAAAUCCGGGUAUCAAACUUUUCGGUGGCAAUAAAGUUGGUAUAUUCGUGCACGAUGUACAUCCCGGUUCGCCCUCAGAUCGGGCCGGCGUCCGUAAAGGUGAUCAAAUUCUGGAGUAUAAUGGUGUGGAUCUGAGAUGUGUUACGGCCGAACAAGCAGCAAAUGAGAUCUCAAAAUUGACCGAUACUGUAACAAUGUUGGUGCAAAAUAAACUGAAAAAAUUAAAACAAAUCAAAGACAAAUCUGGUGAUUCUUUUUAUAUACGAGUGGGGUUUGAUCGUACUGGUGACUUGAACGAAGGUGAUUUACGUUUUGUCAAAGAUGAAGUUCUCUAUGUAGAUAAUACAGUGUUCAAUGGGACUUUCGGAUUGUGGCGUGCUUGGAAAUUGGAUUCUAAAGGAUAUCGUAAGGAGUGUGGUAUAAUACCAUCCCAAAUGAAAGUUGAAGAAGAAAUGCGUGCUGCCGAAGUUGUGGAAUGUGAAAGUGGUAGCACUGCUCGCCGCGGUAGUACAUCGACACGCCGAUCAUUUUUUCGUCGGAAAAAACAUCAACGUAGCUCCUCGAGAGAUUCAACAGAAAUCGCUAGUUUCAGUAAUACACAAUUGAGUUACUUUCCUGACUCAGGCAUCCUUAAUGACGAUGGUGGGAUAUUAAGUUAUCAACGAGUUGAACGUUUAGAUUCACCCGUUCGACGACCCGUUUUAAUAAUUGGCCCACUAUCCGAAUGUGUUAUGGAACGGCUAACAAUUGAUUUUUCCAAUUUAUUUAAAUUUUGCGAUGUAACUGUUAUGGAUUGUUCUCAGGAUGCUAUGGAAGAGGGUCUACAACAGAAUAUCUUUGUGGAUUAUCGACGGCGUGGCAAUAAAUUUGAAUGCACAACGAUUGAGACAAUUAAUAAUGCCUGCAAGAAUGAUCGUCGCCACUGCAUACUUGACAUAUCAAUAUCAGCCGUGGAACGUCUACAACGUUUACAAAUCUAUCCAAUAGUUUUAUUGUUACGCUUUAAAUCGGCAAAACAAAUACGUGAAAUUCGUGACUUUGGCACAGAUAAAAUUUCCGCCAAGGCGGCCAAGGAAAUGUAUGAACGUGCACUCAAACUGGAAAAUGAUUACAAACAAUAUAUAUCUGCUGUUAUUCCUGGUGUUAGCAUUAAACACAUGUGUACCCAAAUCAAAGAUGCCGUUGACAAGGAACAGGAUAAGAUUCUAUGGGUUCCAGUUUCUAAUAAUUGAAGAAUG